AUGCUCACAUUUGAAUGUAAUAGCUUAAAGAAUAUUGGAGUUUCUGUGUGUUUUCUAAUCGUCACCUUCUUCGGAUUCCUUUUAGGUGAGCUACUGGGGGAGUUCGCCAACUACUUCCACUACGGCUACCACGAGUGCAUGAAGAACCUGGUGCACUACCUGACCACGGAGGAGAGGGUUGAGACCAAAGACAUCAAGUACGCAAGGAUCCUGGCCUUUCUUCAGUCCAAGUCCCGGGUCGCCACCGAGCCGGUGUUCGGCUCACUGGGCGCGUUUCCAGACCAGGCAGAUUAUCUGUGCCAGUUGCACUCCUCCCCGGAGUCACUCCAGAGUCACAGCCCCAACGACUCCGUGUUUCAGCAGAGCCCACCCGGACACUUCUCUUGGCACAGCACGGCGCGCAGCCCGACCAUCUCGUACCCAACGGUGCCGCUUUCCGCACCGACGCAACAGCACCAUGGUGGCUACCUGUCACCAGUGCAAGGACUUGACCAUCACUACUUCAACUUUUUCAACGGCCACCCGCACGCGAAUGCGUUCAGUUUGCACAGUACGCAACAUGCGUUGUAAAUAGAAUCCGGUUACCGUUUUGUGUUGUGUUUAUUUA
Oncorhynchus nerka (sockeye salmon) is the source of this 607-nucleotide messenger RNA. RefSeq names its product helt bHLH transcription factor (gene helt). Lineage: Eukaryota; Metazoa; Chordata; Actinopteri; Salmoniformes; Salmonidae. The transcript has a single exon. Gene Ontology annotation, cellular component: nucleus. Gene Ontology annotation, biological process: anterior/posterior pattern specification; regulation of transcription by RNA polymerase II; regulation of neurogenesis. The record is from RefSeq and is a predicted model, not a curated record. Gene Ontology annotation, molecular function: RNA polymerase II cis-regulatory region sequence-specific DNA binding; DNA-binding transcription factor activity, RNA polymerase II-specific. Bases 1 to 570 code for a protein of 189 amino acids.